AUGGCUUCCCUCGGCGACCUCUCUAAAAAGUACUCGUCCCAGCUCAAGCAGCUGCAAGGCAUUUUCCCGUCCUGGGACGAAGAGGACCUUCUCUUCACGCUCCAGGACUCAAAGGGAAACAUCGAGGAGGCUGUUCUUGCCAUCUCCGAAGGCCGUGCGUCUCAAUUCACCGAAGCUACCAAGAAGAAGCCCGCCAAGUCGGCCCAGUCCCACAAGUCUCACAGACAUGACGGUGGAUCAGGUUGGGAGAAUGUCGACUUUGCUAGCGGAGCUCGCGGUGGACGCGGUGGUGGUCGCGGUGGACGUGGUGGAGUGCCCCGAGGCAUGGCGGCUGUUCGUGGAGCUCGUGUUGGACGCGCCGGAGCUAGGGGCGGAGCCCGCGGUGGAUUUACCGGCGUGAACGGCGGUGCUAAGAAGACUGACGGUGGACCUUCUGAUGCUUGGCCCACGACGACCGAGACCACUGUUGAGGGCUGGAACAACCAGGUUGAGCAGUCUGAGAAGGCUUCCCAGCACGAGGACGACGAGGACGAUGGAGGCUGGGGAGUCUCCGAUGACACUCCUGCCCCCGCCAAGCCCUCGACCGCUACGGGAGCCUGGGGAGCCGGUGCUCCCAAGCACCAGCAGCAGAAGAAGGCCGCUCCUGCCGACAAGCCGGCACCCGCGCCCAAGUCCGCUCCUCAUGCCCCUGCUAAGGAGGUGAAGGAGCCUGCCCCCGCUGCUCCUGCUGUCCCGGCUAAGAAGACCUGGGCCCAGAUUGCCAAGUACGUUACCAGCCAGUACCCCAUUGCUGACCACAGGCCCAUCGAGAAGCCCAAGCCCACUCCUCCCCCCGCGCCGAAGGCCGAGCCUAAGCAGCCCGAAGAGCCGAAGCCGGAGGAGCCCAAGGAGGAGAAGGAGGCUCCCGUUGAGGAGGAGCAGAAGCCCGAGGAGGAGAAGCCCGAGGAACCUACGACUGAUGCCCCCGAGCCUUCGACGGAGCAGUCGGCUGCUACGACUGCCGCUCUCGACGCCCCCACUGAGGACGAAGCCGCCAAGUCUAACGGCCCUGACGCUUCCGAGAAGUCCGAGGAGCCCCAGUGGGCCUCUGACCCCGCCAUCGUCGGAUCCGCUUCCGCCCCUGCCCCCGCUCAGCAGGCUGCCCCGGCCGCCGCCGCUCCCGAGCCUGUCACGACCUACACCGGCCCUCCCGGAUUCAACCCUAUCGCCUCCAAGGCUGUCGGCCAGCAGCAGCAGCCCCGCACCAACUCACGAUCUGCUCAGCGGUAUAAGAAUGCCGACGGUCAGGCUGUUGUUCUCCCUGCCGCUGCCAGCGGUGUCUCUGCCGUCGAGGUUCAGUUCGGUAGCCUGAGCUUCGGUGGCCUGAACGGUGACGGCGUCGAGGCUCCCGUUCAGGAGCCCUCUGGGCCUGCUGCCCAGGCCGACACCGCCCGCCCCACCCACGCCGCUUCUUCCACCACCCCCUCCAACACCUCCGCCCCCGCUCCCUCUCAGCCUUCCGCCCCUGCCGCUCCUGCCGCCCAGGCCCCCGGCGCCUCUGCCUGGCCGCAGCAGCAGCAGCAGCAGCCCCAGCAACAGCAGCAGGCCCAGCAGCCUCAGCACCCUGCUGGAUUCCCUCCCUCGCACACUCUGCAGCAGCAGAUGUCCGCUUACCAGUCCUACGGCCAGCAGCAGCAGCAGCCCCAGCACUCUGGCCACGAGGCCAGCACUCCUCAGCAGCAGCCCCAGCAGCACUCGCAGUUCGGUGGCUACCGCCAGCAGCAGGACUACUACAACCAGAUCGGCUCGCAGCAGGGUCAGCAGAACCAGCAGAACCAGCAGCAGCAGAGCCAGCAGCAGACGCCCGGCGCCUCGUCCGACUCGCAGUCGCAGCAGCCCCCUGCUCAGCAGCAGCAGAGCCAGCCUCAGCAGCCCCAGCAGCAGCACUCGUACGACCAGGGACACUUUGGCGGAUUCGGCGGACAGCAGCAGCUCUUCGGCCAGCAGCACGGCCAGCAGAACGAGUACGGCCACCGCGGCUUCGACUCGUACUCGAACACUGGCUACCCCCGCCCUCCCACUGACGACAACAAGGCUGCCCCUGCUCCCUCGCACACCUCGGCCCCUGCUCAGCCUCAGCACCAGCAGCACGGCGGCUACUACACCAGCCACCUCGGCAACAUGGGCUACUACCAGUCUGGUCCCUACAACCCCUACUACCAGUACGGCCAGGCCCCCACCCCCGGCUUCCAGCAGUACUACCCCAUGGCCGGCCGCAACCUCUACGGCCAGCCCGCUCCCCAGGCGCCCCCCGCCCCGAUCCCGAACAAGCCGACUCCCCCGGCUGCUCACCACUCGCCCUACGGCGGACCCCAGGGCUACCCCUCGUCGUCUGGCUUUGACGACCAGCCCUACGGCCUUGGCCGCUUCGGUGACAACAAGGCGGGCGGUGCUCCCCAGGGUGCCGGUGCCACGCAGGGCCAGCAGACUCCCCAGCCCAUCGGCGCUUCGUACCCGGGCCAGCAGGGUCUGCACAACUUCCUCGGCGGUUCUGGUUCGACCGGCUCGGCGCAGCCCAACCGCCCCCAGGCGGGCACGCCCGAUGACGGCUUCAACAAGAACCAGACUGGCGCGUCGAACACUUCUGCUCCCGGCGGAGCGUCGGCCGGCGCCCGCAACCAGCCGAACCAGCCCCAGCAGCAGGCGUUCGCGUCGUACCCCUACGGCGGAUACCAGAACCACGACUGGUCGCCGUACGGCCAGCAGCACUACUCUGGCUCGAGGAACGGCGGCUACUCUGGCUGGCAGCAGUAA
Trichosporon asahii var. asahii CBS 2479 is the source of this 2793-nucleotide messenger RNA. RefSeq lists its product as uncharacterized. The transcript has 4 exons. The record is from RefSeq and is a predicted model, not a curated record. NCBI's taxonomy places the organism in Eukaryota, Fungi, Basidiomycota, Tremellomycetes, Trichosporonales, Trichosporonaceae. Bases 1 to 2793 code for a protein of 930 amino acids. Gene Ontology annotation, molecular function: ubiquitin binding. Gene Ontology annotation, cellular component: nucleus; cytoplasm.